Molecule: messenger RNA, 4161 nt
Organism: Neoarius graeffei (lesser salmon catfish)
Lineage: Eukaryota; Metazoa; Chordata; Actinopteri; Siluriformes; Ariidae
Product: gamma-aminobutyric acid receptor subunit rho-2-like
Exons: 9
Coding region: 208-1623 (471 amino acids)
Biological process (GO): regulation of membrane potential; nervous system process; signal transduction
Cellular component (GO): GABA-A receptor complex; neuron projection; membrane
Molecular function (GO): GABA-A receptor activity; extracellular ligand-gated monoatomic ion channel activity; neurotransmitter receptor activity
Source: RefSeq, a predicted model, not a curated record
CACUGUCUUCACGAGCCCUGUGUCCGCCGCACGCGCGUCACUAGGGACCAUGUAGCUUCUCACUCUCUCUCUCUCUCUCUCUCUCUCUCUCUCACACACACACACACACACACGCACACAGAUGCUGGUGAAUACAGAAUGGGAGCAUUACCAUGCUGAGGACGGACAGUUCGCACACAGAGGCGGCUUCCUCAUCUAACCCGCAUCAUGCCUUACAUUAGCAACCUGCUAUUUCUUCUCUUCUGCCUGAUUGUUGUUGUCGAUUGUGGGAAGCAGAAGAGCAGGAAACGCAGGUGGUCUGCAAACCUGGAAACUCAUAAACACGGACCCACUCUGUCCAAAAAGGUGGUCGAUGGAACCAAAACAAGAAAAGUGAAAACGAACCAUUUGCUGCGGGUGGAAGAUCACGAUUUCACCAUGAGACCAGCAUUUGCAGGUCCAGCAGUUCCUGUGGGCGUGGAUGUGCAGGUGGAGAGCUUGGACAGCAUCUCGGAGGUGGACAUGGACUUCACUAUGACCCUAUACCUGAGGCAUUACUGGAAGGAUGAGCGCCUGUCCUUCCCCAGCACCACCAAUAAGAGCAUGACUUUUGAUGGUCGUCUGGUGAAAAAGAUCUGGGUUCCGGAUGUUUUUUUCGUCCACUCCAAACGCUCCUUCAUCCAUGACACCACCACGGACAACAUCAUGCUCAGGGUCUAUCCUGAUGGACAUGUUUUGUACAGCCUCAGAGUGACAGUAACUGCAGCAUGUAACAUGGACUUCAGUCGCUUCCCUCUUGACACACAAACCUGCACACUGGAGUUGGAAAGUUAUGCCUACACAGAUGAGGAUCUCAUGCUCUACUGGAAAAGUGGAGAUGAAUCUCUCAGUAUAGAUGACAAGAUUUCACUCUCUCAGUUCCUGAUUCAGAAAUUCCACACCACCUCCAGACUGGCCUUCUAUAGUAGUACAGGUUGGUACAACCGUCUAUACAUCAACUUUACCCUGAGACGUCACAUUUUCUUCUUCCUGCUACAGACCUACUUUCCUGCUACUCUGAUGGUCAUGCUGUCCUGGGUGUCCUUCUGGAUUGACCGCCGUGCUGUCCCUGCCAGAGUAUCCUUAGGCAUCACCACGGUGCUCACCAUGUCCACCAUCAUCACAGGCGUAAAUGCGUCCAUGCCUCGAGUGUCCUACAUUAAAGCCGUAGACAUUUACCUGUGGGUCAGCUUCGUCUUUGUCUUCCUCUCCGUCCUCGAAUAUGCAGCUGUUAACUACCUGACUACCGUAAAAGACGGAAAAGAACGCAAAUUCAGGGAAAAGGCCAGACAUCAGUCUUUGCCUUGUUCGUGUGGCCUGCUUCAUGGCAAAAGCAUGAUGGUGGACGGGACAUACAGCGAGGCAGACAGCAACAGCCUGGCCGGUUACAGCCGGGCACCCAACGGUCCCGAGGAGCCGAUUGAUAGACAUGAGCGCAUGGUGGUGCACCUCGCUGUCGACAAUGAGUCUACAGGCACCAAGAAGAAAGGCCUCCGUGGCUUGCGCAUCAUCCACAGCACUCAUGCCAUUGAUACAUACUCACGCAUGAUCUUUCCUGGAGCCUACAUCUUUUUCAACCUCAUCUACUGGUCUGUCUACUGGUGAAUCCUCACAGCGAGGGAAUACACGGUUUUGAACAUCAAACCAUUACAUCUAAAUGGAGUUGAAAGACAAUUAGUCGGCCUUUAGAUGUAAAUGAAUGAAACCAUUAACAAGACUCAGUUUCCCAACAUUUGCCAGAAACCACAUCAAAUUUGCAAAGACUUGUCCGACUCAGUCUAAAAUCACAAAUAAAUGGAUGUACUUUGUAUAAUGGAGGAGCAAUCUAAUAUAUAGAGGAACCUUUAUAAACUCUUGACAUGGCAAUAGGAUAUUUCACUGCUCAGAUGGCACACACUGCACCAGAAAGUCUGAUUGACUUUCUAAAAGCUCAGAUUUCUCCACUCCAUUUUUGAUAAACUGCUGAGGGAGAUCAAAUCGACUUUAUUCACCUUCUUCAACCUCCUCUCUCAUUUAAAUCAUAGAUUUAAUUUAAAUCAUAGAUGCCACUCACAUGGCUGAGUUGUUGAUGUUCAGACUAAAUUGUGAACUUGUGAUUUCUACAUAUUGUACAGUGGUUUCCCAACAACUAGCCAACAGCCCAUAAUUUAAAUGGGAAACACUAUUUACCUCCAUUCCACUAUACCAGCAUCUAAUGUAUGAAGUGAGGCAGGUUCGUAGACCUUCAUGAGGCAGGAUGUUACUGAUACAGCUACAGUUUCAUCAGCUAUCCAAUGUCAAAGACAGUAUAAUUAUAUAAGGAAUAAAACAUGAAGGGGGUAUGCUGUUAUAGAAAAAUAGCCAACAAUGGGGUGAUGUGAUGCUGGAGUUGUUGGUUUUCCUAAAAUAGCACAUCCUGUAAGAUUUUAUUCCUCUUACGCUACAGCAAUUAGCCAGCAAUUACAGUUUACAUAAUGGAUGACACAUUUAGAAAAAACCAUGUAACUCAAACUGAACUGUGUAUUGAAAGUAAUUAUGAAAAUGAAACUUCAUGCACCCACUGGAAGGAGACAUGUGGUGUUCUGCUGGAGGUGCUGUCUAUUAUUAUCAGAAGGCUAGAGCUGAAGUGACAGCUUCGAGGAAAUACAGCAAGUGAGAAACGUCAGUUCUUGCAGAACAACAAUUCUUGCAUUUGGAGCACUUGGAGAACGCAGAACUCCAUCAAGGACAACAGUCGACUCUUCUAUGAUAUGCAAAACUGCAACCACAACCAGUUUGUAUGUCUGGAUUAGUCAUACUUACUGACAAUUAAGGUGUAUUUUGAAACCACUGUCCCCGAGUACUCCAUGACAACUGCUUUCUGUAUUAUGUUUAAACAACUAGCCAACAUGUGUAUCCCAGAGGAUUACUGGUACCUGUGAAUGUGAAUUGUGAUAUGGAGUCACCAUAUUUUUACAUUGGCUAUACUUUGUCACUUUUGAAAUUUAAUGCCAUCUACUGGAUUUUAAGAUGUAUGGCAUUGUUGAGCGACAACUUCUGCCACAUAGACUUAUAAAUAUAGACGCCGCCUUCUGCGUAGAAUCAUACGUCAUCCUCGCCGCCAUAUUGGAUGUGGCAAAGUGGAGAUUCUUCAACCGUCUCUGGUAUAGCGUCUAGACAGUAGCCGAGAAUAAAGAUGCCUCAUUCAUGUGCUGCGUUUAACUGUACCAACAGGUUUACCGUCCAAACGAGGUCACAUGGGAUUACCUUUCACAGGUGAGACUGGAAAAAUACUUUUCAUUGUAUUUGGUCAUUAUAACGUAAUUUUACGAACAGAUUUUUCUGACUUUGUGGCUAAUAUGAAGUCUUGCGCAUAAUAGCCGCUCGGUGAAACCUGUCUCCAAACAACGAAGUAUUUCCUUCGUAACUACGCUGAUUGUUGUUAGUUGCUUAGCUAACUUUUCACAUACUAUGUAGGUUUCCCAAAAAUAAAGACAUGAAAAAGCAGUGGGAGACAGCUGUGCGAUGGGAAGGGUUUUCUGCUACUCCGUCAUCCAUGCUCUGCAGUGAACUCUUCAGAACGGAGGAUUUUGACAAAACAGGUCAGACAGUCAGGAUCAGAGAGGGAGCCGUUCCUUCAGUCUUCAGUUUCCCAGCUCAUCUCCACCGGGUAGGUGUAGAGUUAUAAGCAGUGAGAAUUAGAUAAUACAGUGCCACACUAUGAUGAACGUUUUUGGACGUAUGAUGAAUGUUUUUAACCUUUCUGAAUGUGAAGGAAUCAGUGAUGUAUUUUGUUUUGGUAUGGCGUUAGAACCUGGCCGAACUCAGUUUGGCGGUCAUUCAGCUCACUUUAUUCAACGAGAGUAGGUCUGUGUGGUGACUCAAUAAAUAAAACAGUAAAUUUUAAUUUUCAUUCACUAUUUCCAGUUUUUCCACUAUUUCCAUCAUUUAUCAUAUUCAGUCUUGUAGGUUGGUUAUUUUGGCCUCAGGUUUUGGUAGCUUGCUACUGUAUGCUGACUAAUUAGCUUACCUGAGCUAUCUAUCGCUAGUUUGCAGUGUACAGGGUAUUUUGCACAUUAUUUAUAACCAUCACAUUAAAAGUUAUAUAUGUUGUUUUGAUGCCUGUUUGUUUCUCAAAUAUAUACGUGUGUGUCUUAAUGGGAGAAUAAAAGGCAUCGAGUUAAA